AUGCAGAUUCUACUGCUACUGGGAGUCCUAAUGUUGGACCUGUGGCCGGCACUUAGGGCCCCACCCUGGAAAACUUCGAAAGAUCCCUCGACCACAGCAGUCCUGGUCACCAGUGGCGAGCCCUGUUACUUCCCCUUCCAAUACAGAGGCCAGCUGCACCACAGAUGUACCAAGAAGGGCCGUCCAGGGCCCCAUGCCUGGUGUGCAACCACCGACAACUAUGAUCGAGAUCAGCAGUGGGCCUAUUGCCUGGAGUCCAAGAAAGUGAAAGAUCACUGCAAGCACAAUCCAUGCCAGAGAGGAGGGACCUGCAUCAACACCAUUCAUGGAGCCCGCUGCCUCUGUGCCCCCCACCUCAUGGGCCAGCACUGCCAAAAAGAGAAGUGCUAUCAGCCUCAAUUGAGGCAGUUCUUCGAUGAAAAUGAGACAUGGUUUUGUGCAGAACCACCCAGAGUGGCCAAGUGCAGGUGUAAGGGCCCCAGUGCUGACUGCAAGUGGCUGCCAAACAGCCAGGCCUGCCUGGACAACCCCUGUCUCCAUGGAGGGAUGUGCUUGCAGGCAGAGGGCCAGUCCGUCUGUCAUUGUCCUCCAAAUUAUGCAGGGCGCUUUUGUGAAAUAGAUACCAGUGCAAGAUGUUAUAAUGGUCAAGGAUUCACCUACCGGGGCACAGCACAGACCACAUUAUCAGGCAAGCAAUGCCAACCCUGGUCCUCAGAGGCCACAUAUCAGCAUCUGUCCAGGGAAUAUGUGCUGACCAGGGGUUUGGGCCAUCACCCCUACUGCAGGAACCCGGAUAAUGACACUAGCCCCUGGUGCUUUGUUCUCUCUGGGAGCCAGAUGAGCUGGGAAUACUGUAGACUGGCCAUAUGCCAGGAUCCAGGUCGGAAUCCAGCUAUUGCAUCACAGCAUCCAACUAUUUCUGCUCCACUGUCCUUUACAGCAUUGCCCAAGGAGAGGCUUGUGUCCCAGGCUCCUCUGUGGAAGAUUGAUUCUGUGGCCUGUGGCCAGCGGCAAAGGAAGAGGCUCUCUGGAUUGACUCGUGUUAUCGGAGGGCUGGUGGCAUUACCAGGGGCACACCCCUACAUAGCAGCCCUCUAUCUGGGCCAGAACUUCUGCGCUGGCAGCCUUAUUAGCGCCUGUUGGGUUCUCACAGCAGCGCACUGUCUGGAGGACAGACCUGCCCCAGAACUGCUGAAGGUGGUCCUGGGCCAAGAGCGACACAACGAGAGCUGCCAGCAGUGCCAGGAAUUCUCGGUGCGCAAAUACCGACUGCAUGAGGGCUUCCAGGCCCACACCUUUCAGCACGACAUUGCGCUGGUGCGGCUGCAGGAGAGAGAAGAUGGGGGUUGUGCGCGGUUCUCGCCCUCCGUUCAGCCCGUAUGUCUCCCGGGGACUCUGGAGCCUCCAGGCAACGCCUCGAGCUGCCAGGUCGCAGGCUGGGGUUACCAGCAUGAAGAGGCCGAGGACUACUCCAGUUACCUGCAGGAGGCCCAGAUUCCGAUCAUUCCCCAGGAGCGCUGCUCAGCCAAAGACGUGCAUGGGACAUCGGUCACCCCGGACAUGCUGUGCGCUGGCUUCCUGGAAGGGGGCACAGAUGCCUGCCAGGGUGACUCCGGGGGACCGCUGGUGUGCGAGGAGGAGGGCCGGCUCACUCUGCGCGGAGUGGUCAGCUGGGGUACCGGCUGUGGGAACCGAAACAAGCCUGGAGUGUACGCCAGCGUAGCUAGUCACCUAGAAUGGAUCCGGGAGCACGUUGCCUUCUAACAGACCCUGGUGGUGGGCA
Molecule: messenger RNA, 1783 nt
Organism: Gracilinanus agilis (Agile Gracile Mouse Opossum)
Lineage: Eukaryota; Metazoa; Chordata; Mammalia; Didelphimorphia; Didelphidae
Gene: F12
Product: coagulation factor XII
Exons: 14
Coding region: 1-1764 (587 amino acids)
Biological process (GO): zymogen activation; blood coagulation
Cellular component (GO): extracellular region; rough endoplasmic reticulum
Molecular function (GO): serine-type endopeptidase activity; calcium ion binding
Source: RefSeq, a predicted model, not a curated record